AUGAAGUUCUUCGGUACUUUCCUAUUCCUUACCGCCUCGGUCACCACCCUGGUCAACGGUGCUUGGAUGGAGGCCAGGCUCGCUGAUGGUGCCAAGCUCGACAUCAGCCUGACGCCGGAGAACAAGGUGCGGCUGUGCACGGACAGGUCCUGGCAGUUCCGCAACAAGGAUUUGAGCUGGCAGUACGGCCUGGCGUACGGAAAGAAGCACCACAAGUAUCACUUUGCCGCCAAGUGGAAGCACAACCUCCUCGUUGAGGUCCCUCACCUCAAGUACACCGUCUGCUUCGAGGAUCCGACCCCCGGUCGAACCAAGGAGGACCUCGAGUCUCUGGCGCACCUCCUCAACGACCCCAACAACAACCGCAAAGGCAAGGGAGGCCCCAUCGCUAUCUACAUUGACACCAAGGGACGAGAGCACUACACUGAGAUUGGCCAAUUCUCUCCGCUCACCGACUAA
Pseudozyma flocculosa PF-1 is the source of this 459-nucleotide messenger RNA. RefSeq lists its product as uncharacterized. The record is from RefSeq and is a predicted model, not a curated record. Lineage: Eukaryota; Fungi; Basidiomycota; Ustilaginomycetes; Ustilaginales; Ustilaginaceae. The transcript is spliced from 2 exons. Bases 1 to 459 code for a protein of 152 amino acids.